Molecule: messenger RNA, 6471 nt
Organism: Diospyros lotus (date-plum)
Lineage: Eukaryota; Viridiplantae; Streptophyta; Magnoliopsida; Ericales; Ebenaceae
Product: pentatricopeptide repeat-containing protein At3g14730
Exons: 3
Coding region: 4547-6382 (611 amino acids)
Biological process (GO): RNA modification
Molecular function (GO): protein binding; RNA binding
Source: RefSeq, a predicted model, not a curated record
AAUUCUUAAUAAUUGGAUGGUCUAGUUGUUGUAUUUCAUUUUCUGGGAUCUUUCUUGUACUUGACAAGAACAGAGAGGUAACAGCUUCUGAAUCGUUAUUUUUAUCAUUCAUUUUCACUAAAAAAAAAAAUUGAUUUUGGUUGGGGCGGCUAGCUAAUGAUAUAGUGGGAUUUUGCAUUAUUAUUGUUAUUAUGAAAGAAUGGAUGGAUCAUAUUAUUAUUGUGUAUAUAUAUACAAGGAAAGCGUGUGAUUGUAUUAUUAAUUGCAGAUAAUGAGAAAAAGGAAUAAUAAGAUAUACACAGCUUCAUAUAUUAUAUAUAUAUAUGUAUGCGCAAUGCAGUAGUUUUCGAGGGAGCUUCAGCGCCCAUCUGCCGCUUUGCUUGCUUGCUUGUGAACAUCUAUCUAUCCAGAGCCUCGCAUCAUCAGUGGAGGAAAGAUGAUCGAAGGCAACCGGGUCAUGGUCAUAAGCUGAGAAUUGUACGUGUCUUUCCCUCAUGCCUCUUGAUGAAAAAUAUGAAAUUUCUUUGCUACUCCUAGGAUAUGGGUACCUCUGAAUCUGGGCCGUUGGAUCACUUGCUCAAGCCAAGCAACCGUCGGAUCAAGUUUGCUCGGUCGGGGAGGUAGUUUGGACAGUUAGACGACACGACUGCAUCUAUUGAAUUUUUUGAGGUAUGUAUUUACUAUCAAUUUAACUUUGGGUUAAUUAUUUUUACUUAUCAAAAACAAAAUAAUUAAUAUCUAAAACUAAAGAAAAGAUGCAUCUUGGAUCAAAAUUUUUAAGUCAAAUCAAGUUUAAUAAGUUUAUAUAGCUGUGACAAAUUCUUAACUUCAACUUCAAGUGUACAACGAAUUAGUAAAUCCAUAUUUAUGGCACUGCCACUGCCUUGUUUGUUUGUUAGAGUAAACUAUAAACGUAUAAUGUAAUAAUAUUAAUUCGUUCACUACAAUAUAUAUGGCCUAACAAUUGACUUUUCAAUUGUCAUAUGGCAGUAUUUUUCUUUUUGUUCUUAUUAUUAUUGAUUGAUGACAACUCACAAUGUCAUUACCCUUUGAAUAGUGAUAUAUUUGUUAGCUUGUGAAUGGCAGUAUCUUUUCAAUUAAUUACUAUUUGGCCUUUCAAAUAUCUCAUAAUUAUGAUUCUUUCAUAAUAUCUAUCUAUAUAGAAAAGAAAUCAAAAUUCUCUUUCCAUGUUAAGAUAUAAAGUCGAUUCCUCCUUUUAAUUCUUUAACAACCAAUAUGGCAAUAUUAUUUGAAUCCAAUUAUAUGAUGGAAUUAAUUCUACAUACCUUAUGUUGCAAGAUGGUGAAAUGCCUUUUAUUUUUAUGAAAAUUCAUGUCUUUGUAUUAUAAUUAAGCAUAGUAAUAUUCUAAUUAAUAUCAUAAUAUCGAAAUAGGCACGACAUGCUUUGCUUUUGUGCUUUUGUAUUUUGGACAUAUGUUAUCGCUUAUAUUUUUGUGAAAAAUUUAUGUCUUUAUCAAUACUAUUUUCGUAACACACUAUUACUGAAAUAACACAACACAACAAUACCAAACAAAUUCCAAAUCCAUUUCAACCCAUUUUGUAGGCUGAUUAGCAGUGACUAAUACCAUCUAAGACAAUAUUACUUUGCUUGGCAUUUUUAGAAGAAUGGGAUUAAAUAAGCCUAAGUACUAAUUUAUCCCACCAAAGUGGGAUAGCAUAAUAGCUUGAAUACCAAAAGGGGCUUGUAACAAUAAUAAAUCUAUUAUUUAGUUAACAUUUUAUUAUUGUGAUGUAGAUUUAGAAAGGCAUUAGGUAUUAAAUAAUUAUUUUGAAAAAUGACAAUUAUAAAAAUAAAUAACUUAUUAAUGAUUGUAAAUUACAUUAACAAUUCGAAUUUUAGGGUACUCCAAUUUUUCACUUAUAUAAAAAUUUCAAUUAUUUAACAUUACAUUUUUAAUAUUAUAAAAUUAUAUUUUAUAUUUCCAUGCUUUCUCUCUUGUCAGUCCACAAACACAAUGUAGUAUUAAUAAGGGUGGCUAAUUAAGUUGAAAGUGCUCUUAAAUAAUAUUGAAAGAUUAUAAAUCGAUAUUUUUUUUAUCAUUCACAUAAUUUGUAGACGUAGAUGUAUCCAACCAAUCGAACACACAAAUUGAAAGUAAUCUUAAUUGGACAUUGAUCACACAAAGUGAAAGCUCCCAUGAAAUAUGGUUUUAAUUGACAUCUCUGAGGGGGCUGCUUAAUUGUUGAUCUCAAUCUAAUCAAACGCCAAUAAAAGAGAAAUUAUAAAGUUCAAAUACCCUUAAAUAUUAAGCGUUAAUACACAACGUAGAAUAUUUCAUAAAAAAUCAUGGAUGGCUACAUGUAUCAACGUGAUGACAGGCCCGAUGAUCGAAUCAGACUUCAUCCAAUCAUGAAGUCCGAUCGGGACUUCAUUUGCAGAUGAACCCCGAUUGGAUUUGCUUCAUGAAGUUUGAUCGGGCUUCAUCCAGAGGCAAUAACAACAAGGCGACGAGAUGGUUAGCAGCAAUUGACGCGAGGGACAACGGCGAGGCGAUGGCAAGAUGCAGUGACGAUCGCAUGAGGUGUUACAACGAGGUGACGGCAAGAUGCAGCGACAGUAGCACGAGACGUUGUAGUGGGGCGACGAGAGGAUGCAUCGACGGUCGGCAAGGCAAUGAUAAGGCGAGGGGAGACAAAGCUUGCUAGAGACGGCCAUGGCUGAGGAGAGAAGAGGUGGCCAAGGGCAAGGAUGAAUUUGCAAAUUGGGUGAGAACAUUUUUGUUAUUUGACGUCUUUAAUCGCUUUCUUAAUAAUUUAAUUAUUUGUACAAAAAAUAUUUUUCUAAAAUAUAUGCACUUCACAAAAAAAAGGAAAUGCGUACCCUAGAUGAGUGCUCUUUUGUUAGCCUAUAAAUUAUUGAACACAACUUCGUUGAAGAAAGAGAAAAGUGAGAAUGGACAUAUGUGAGACGAACCAAAUGUGUUGUAUCCUCAUCGACCCCAAAAAGUUUGCUCCGCAUCCCUCUGCGAGUCUCCUCUUUUACCACUUGGUCUAUAAUAGAGCAAGCAGAAUGAGGACUCAUAACCUGUAAUUACAAGGUACAAUCACCAGGUCAAGGAAUUAAUAUACAGUGAGAUGCUAGAAAAUGAAGUGUCUUCAAACCAUUACACACCUGACUUCUGGUAGGAUCGACGAUCUGAUAGUUUAACUUACAUCAGAACUUGAAAGGGUCGCUUUUCAUCUACAUCUUCACCUGUGGCUCUCAUGGCAGCGACACUUGUUGUCUCAACAAUUUUAGCACAUUUGCUCUUGGGGUUGCCAUGUGAUGUUAAAACUGCAAGAACAAGUCAUGUCAAGAAAUGAUCAAUUUAGAUAUCUGGGAUCAAUAAUCUUAGAGGAUCAAUUUAGAUAGCUGGGAUCAAUAAUCUUAGAGGAAAAUUUAAGACAACUAUAAGAACAACUUUGUUAUAUGAAUAACAAAUAUCACGUAAGAUAAAAUUGAAAAUGAAAUUAUUUGUAAAAAAAUUAGAGUAGCUUAUAUAAAAGAUAAAAUGAAUGAAAUAUGAUUAAGAUGACCAAGUCAUGUGAAAAGAAGACUGUCGUAGGCUCCUGCAAGGAGGAUGAAUGGAAUCAAACAUAUACUUUGUUAAAGAGAUCAGGCAUAAACCAAAAAUAUUUUUUAAAAAAUCUUAGUGAGGGAUAUCUAGAUUUUGCAUUAACGUGGCUGUUAGAAAUGUAGAAUCGCUUGUGCGGUAUGCAAAGCGAUUCUAGAGUUCCAACAUAUAAUCACUUGUUUUUUACAUAUAAACCCGCUUGUCAAAAAUGUGGCUCUUUCCUGACAUAGCAAAAGGAUAUACCCAUUUCUAACUUCUUGUUGGUCUAGAUAUACUAGAAAGUACAAUCUACUGAACGAAAAUACCAUUCCUGGUGUGAAUUGUGGACAAACCCAUAUUAGGAAGUUGAAAUAGAGACCAAAUGUAGGCACAACUGUUUAUUUCAUGCAUAAUACCAACAUAAAAUAACCACAAUGAUGGACUUACCUCAAUCAAGAUGAUUAUUUUCAAGCUGUUUGUCAAGUUCAGUAGAAUUUCUCAACUCUACCAGCACUCUUCCAUUUUCUAACUAUUUUCCAGCACUUUUUCUCACCAGUACACUUCUUCCUUGAGAGCUUUUAUCUCUAAAAUUUCUUGUGCUUUUAAAAACAAGAAGGUGAGCCCUAUUUAUAGGUCGUGGGAGCAACAGUCCAGCAGGUUCAAGAUGCUAAAGGACAACUCACCCGUCAUGCUGCUGGGUGGCAGCUUCCUUGGCUAAACAUGCCAUCUAGCUAGCCUUAGUUUCAGCUCUUAUUUGAAACCAUGCUUACAGGUAGCAGUUCCUAAAGAUUGAGCAAUGGAGAGAAAGCGAGAGGUAGAUGGGUGCAGGAGAAUUAGUUUUGAAAGCCUGAACCGGAUCUGAAAGAAAAAAUUGGAGAAAAAGAAAAUCCCCUACUGUGAAGACAUAACAAAGGUGGAAUUGGAGUCAAUUUGUCAACUUUGUUAAACAUUGUUGUGUUCUUAUUAAUAUUAAUCGAAGGCAAAGGCCUGCAAUGCGAUAUCCGUCUCGGCCAAGCUUGAACUUGACAACACUGAUUUCAUCGUUGCAAGCAUGUGCCCAGAACAAGAACCUCACCAAAGGCAAAGAAAUCCACGCCUUCAUGCUCGUCGAUGGCUUCCUUAGCUCCCCACUCUCCACAACCAGCUUAAUCAGCAUGUACUCCAAGUGUAACGCCAUUGCAGAUGCCUUAAGGGUCUUCCACACGCUCUCGGCCGAUUACCACAACGUGUUUACUUACAACGCCAUCGUAGCUGGGUUCGUCGCCAAUGAGAUGCCGAAACCCGCCAUAGAAUCUUACUGGCGUAUGCGGGUGGCCGGCAUUAUGCCGGACAGGUUUACUUUUCCAUGUGUAAUUAAGGCUUGUUCGGAUGUUAAGGGGGUAUUAGAGACCAUGAAGAUUCAUGGGUUGUUGUUUAAAUUUGGUUUGGAGUUGGAUAUAUAUGUUGGGAGCGCCUUGGUUCAUUCUUAUCUGAAAUUUGGCUUCAUGGACGGGGCCCAUCAAGUGUUUGAUGAAUUGCCUAACAGAGAUGUUGUGCUGUGGAAUGCUAUGAUUAAUGGGUUUUCACACAUUGGCCAGUUUGAUAGAGCACUGGAUGUUUAUAAGAAGAUGGGUGAACAAGGGGUUGUUCCGAGUAAAUUUACAGUAACUGGGAUCUUAUCAAUCUUUGCUAUAAUGGGGGACCUCAAUAGUGGGAGGGCAAUUCACGGGUUUGUGCUAAAAAUGGGUCAUGAUUCUGGUGUUGCGGUUUUGAAUGCGUUGAUCGAUAUGUAUGGGAAAUGCAAAUGCAUCAAGGAUUCGAUGACUAUUUUUGAGAUGAUCCCUGAGAGGGAUAUAUUUUCAUGGAACUCCAUAAUAUGUAUUCAUGAACAGUGUAGUGAUCAUGAUGGAGCUUUGAGGUUGUUUAGUAGGAUGUUGCGUGCGGGGGUUAAACCUGAUCUGGUCACAGUCACCAACGUGCUGCCCGCUUGCGCUCAUCUUGCAGCCCUGAUCCAUGGCAAGGAGAUUCAUAGUUACAUGAUCGUUAACGGACUGGAGAACGAUGAUGAUGGUGAGGAUGAACAGGAUGAUGAUAUCUAUGUUAAAAAUGCAGUUAUGGAUAUGUACGCAAAAUGUGGGCAUAUGAGAGAAGCUCGAUUAAUUUUCGAUAGGAUGAGCCAUAAAGAUGUGGCAUCGUGGAACAUCAUGAUUAAGGGCUAUGGAAUGCAUGGGUUUGGUGUCGAGGCGCUAGAUCUGUUUUCUGGCAUGCACGAUGCACAAUUGAAGCCCGAUGACGUCACCUUUGUUGGGGUUUUGUCAGCUUGUAGCCAUGCAGGUCUGUUGAGCCAAGGCAGAGAAUUUCUUGCACAAAUGCAGUCACAAUAUGGGGUGGUUCCAGCCAUUGAGCAUUACACCUGUGUGAUUGACAUGCUUGGUAGGGCAGGGCGGCUAGAAGAGGCUUACGAACUAGUGUCAGCUAUGCCAAUAGAGGCCAACCCAGUGGUGUGGAGGGCUUUCCUAGCAGCUUGUCUGCUCCACGGCGAUGCAGUUUUGGCUGAAGUUGCUGCAGAGCGCGCACUUGAACUUCAGCCAGAGCAUUGUGGAAGUUACGUAUUAAUGUCAAAUGUUUAUGGUGCAGCUGGUCGAUAUGAGGAUGUAUCAGAAGUGAGACAUGCUAUGAGGCAACAUAAUGUGAAGAAGGCGCCAGGUUGCAGUUGGAUUGAACUGGGUGAUGGUUUGCACGUAUUUGUUACCGGUGAUCGAACACAUCCUGAAGAUUACCUCAUUUAUACUAGUUUAAAUUCACUAACUGCUCGCCUCUAUGAGUAUGGAUAUAUGCCAAAUGCUUAACAGAAGGAUACAAUAUUCUUUUUACUGAUUGAUAAUAAAAGAACGGUUAUUAUCAAUGUAAAAUUAAACUACAGCCUAGAUUGUUUUUA